AUGCCACGUCCUCGGGGCGCGCUCAUCCUGACCUCAGGUACACCUACCGCGAUCCCCAGGAACACCUCUCUCCCUUGCGCCUUCCCAGGUGGCACCGGGGCCAAGUACAACGGGUCGUGCGUCCCCAUGACUGGCACUCUGGCCAUUCCUACUGAUCUGCCUGUUCCUACUGAUCUGCCCGGUGUCAUCUCGGAGGUGGAGUCUAUUAGCUCUGCCCUCGUAUCUAUCGGUAUCCUCGAGCCUGGCCAGAAUCUGGCCUUCCCUACCGAUCUGCCCGGUGUCAUCUCGGAAGUAGAGUCUAUUGGCUAUGCCAUUAUAUCCGAUCUUGUUCCCAAGACUGUCGAUCUGGCCAUUCCUACUGAUCUGCCUAUCCCUACUGAUCUGCCUGGUAUCAUCUCGGAGGUAGAGUCUAUUGGCUCUGCCCUUAUAUCCGGCAAAUACCCCAAGACUGCUGAUGUGGCUAUCCCUACUGAUCUGCCCAGGAUCGUCGUGGAGGUGGAGUAUAUUGGCUCUGUCCUUAUAUCCAGCACCAUCCUUGAGACUGGCGAUAAUCAAGCCGCCCCCACAGUUGUCCCCGCCCCCGUCUCGGAGGAUCCUACGGGCACUACGACGGUGUCUGGCAGUGUCCCCAAUGGCAAUCACGCCGUCCCUACCGAUCUGCCCGGCGUCAUCGCGGAGGUAGAGUACAUUAGCUCUGCCCUCGUAUCUGUCGGUAUCCUCGAGCCUGGCGCUCUGGCCACCCCUACCGACCUGCCCGGUGUCAUCUCGGAGGUGGAAUCCAUCACCUAUGUCCUCGUAUCUAUCACUAUCAUCGAGCCUGACGAGAAUCGUCCCACUCCUACCGAUCUGCCCGGUGUCAUCGUGGAGGUGGAGUACAUUAGCUCUGUCCUCAUAUCUGUCGGUAUCCUCGAGCCUGGCCAGAAUAUGGCCAUCCCUACCGCUCUGCCAGCUGUCAUCUCGGAGGUGGAGUCCAUUGGCUCUGCCCUUAUAUCUGACAGUCACCCCAUGACUGGCAAUAUGGCCAUCCCUACCAAUCUGCCUGGUCUCAUCUCAGAGGUGGAGUCCAUUGGCUCUGCCCUUAUAUCCGACAGUUUCCCCCGGAGUAGCAAUCUGGCCAUCCCUACCGAUCUACCUGGUAUCAUCUCAGAGAUCGAGUCCAUUGGCUCUGCCCUUAUAACCCAGACUGGCACUGUGGCUAUCCCUACCGAUCUGCCCGGUAUCAUCUCGGAAGUAGAGUCCAUUAGCUCCGAGCUCGCUAGCUAUACCAUGGAGCACGGCUCCUCAACUACGACGAGCUCUGCUGCUGGCUCUUCCACUGCUACCAGCUCUACUGCUGGCUCUUCUACUGCUACCAGCUCUACUGCUACCAGCUCUGCUGCUACCGGCUCUGCUGCUGGCUCCUCUACUGCUACUCCUACUGCUUCCAGUAGCACCCCGUUGGCACGUUCUUCUUCUACUUCUGCGUCUGUCUCGACCCGUGCUUCUAGCACGCCCUUGACUGUCUCUAGCGCUAGCUCGAGCACCCCCCUGUCCGCGUCGUCUAGCACUCCGCUGUCCGUCUCUACCCGUGCUUCUAGCACUCCCUUGUCUGUCUCUAGCGCUAGCUCGAGCACCCCCCUGUCCGUGUCGUCUAGCACUCCGCUGUCUGUCUCUACCCGUGCUUCUAGCACUCCUUUGUCUGUCUCUACUGCUAUCUCUAGCACUCCGCUGUCUGUCUCGACUCGUGCUUCUAGCACGCCCUUGGCUGUCUCUACCCGUGCCUCGAGCACCCCCCCUGUCCGUCUCCUCGAGCACUCCGCUGUCUGUCUCGACCCGUGCUUCUAG
This is a messenger RNA of Penicillium chermesinum, 1824 nucleotides long. RefSeq lists its product as uncharacterized. Bases 1 to 1824 code for a protein of 607 amino acids. Lineage: Eukaryota; Fungi; Ascomycota; Eurotiomycetes; Eurotiales; Aspergillaceae. The transcript has a single exon. The record is from RefSeq and is a predicted model, not a curated record.